CGGGCCCCCGCGCAGCACCGUGCCGAGUUUUUCCUCGGCGGAGCGCUGGAGGUGAUCUGCCAGGCGUGGCUCCGCGACCUGCUGCUGGCCCGCCGCAACCCCGCCGCGCUACGCCGCCGCUACACGCAGCUGCGCUACGAGGACCUGGUGCGGGAACCCCGCGCGCAGCUGCGCCGCCUGCUGCGCUUCGCCGGCCUGCCCGUGCCGCCAGCCAUGGAGGCCUUCGUGGUCAACAUGACCCGCGGCGCCGCCUACUCCUCCGAGCGGCCCUUCCUCAUCUCCGCCCGCGACGCGCGGGAGGCCGUGCACGCCUGGAGGGAGCGCCUCAGCCGCCAG
Messenger RNA from Meleagris gallopavo (turkey), 336 nucleotides. The record is from RefSeq and is a predicted model, not a curated record. NCBI's taxonomy places the organism in Eukaryota, Metazoa, Chordata, Aves, Galliformes, Phasianidae.